GUUUUGACCGCCUUUGGUUUUCACGAAAACGGCAUUUUUCCUCCCCAGGAUGGAAAGUCAGAACGUCUUCCUAAGCCUACUGCUCUGCUGCAGUUUGCUCAGAGCUGCUGAUUCUUAUAUGGUAAUUGAGGAGAAGACAGAAUGCAACCUCUCCAGGAGCAACAAAAUGAAUCUCCAAGAUCUCCCGCCCAUCACCAUAGUAGAUUUAACUAAAAGAUCCCAGCAGGUCAGCAGAAGAGAGGCAGAGAACAAGAAGUCUUCCAAGAAAAAUGCUGAACGAAAGACACCUCCGAAACCAAGGCCCGUUCCGGCUGCUGACUGCGUGCCAAACUUCAAAACCUGCAAACCACACUUGAAUUCGUGUUGUAACCACUGUGCUUUAUGCAAAUGCCGAUUUUUUCAGACCAUCUGCAAAUGUCUAAUGUUAAACCCAAAGUGCUAAGCCAAACUGGGAAC
This is a messenger RNA of Opisthocomus hoazin, 456 nucleotides long. It is a transcript of the gene ASIP, whose product is annotated as agouti signaling protein. The record is from RefSeq and is a predicted model, not a curated record. Gene Ontology annotation, cellular component: extracellular region. Lineage: Eukaryota; Metazoa; Chordata; Aves; Opisthocomiformes; Opisthocomidae. Gene Ontology annotation, biological process: melanosome organization; hormone-mediated signaling pathway. Gene Ontology annotation, molecular function: neuropeptide hormone activity; melanocortin receptor binding.